Messenger RNA from Blepharisma stoltei, 222 nucleotides. Lineage: Eukaryota; Ciliophora; Heterotrichea; Heterotrichida; Blepharismidae. The record is from the annotation of a GenBank genome assembly.
AUGGUCAACUUCGUCCAACUCAAGCAGCAUACCUCAGAAGUUCAUAGCCACUCAACACUCAAGUCGCAAAGGAGGAGCAGAAGUCCGGAAAAAUCUCACUGAAGAAUACCAGGCCCAUCAGGAGCUGAAGAAAAAGAAGAAGAAGAAAGGCAGUGUCUGAGCUGAUUCUGGGGCAGCGAAAUAUUGCCCCAAUUCGAACAAGGUGGAACUGAGGCGGUGUAA